Bolinopsis microptera is the source of this 2390-nucleotide messenger RNA. RefSeq names its product phosphatidylinositol 3,4,5-trisphosphate 3-phosphatase and dual-specificity protein phosphatase PTEN-like. The record is from RefSeq and is a predicted model, not a curated record. The transcript is spliced from 10 exons. Gene Ontology annotation, cellular component: nucleus; plasma membrane; cytosol. Gene Ontology annotation, molecular function: protein tyrosine phosphatase activity; phosphatidylinositol-3,4,5-trisphosphate 3-phosphatase activity. NCBI's taxonomy places the organism in Eukaryota, Metazoa, Ctenophora, Tentaculata, Lobata, Bolinopsidae. Gene Ontology annotation, biological process: negative regulation of cell population proliferation; regulation of phosphatidylinositol 3-kinase/protein kinase B signal transduction; phosphatidylinositol 3-kinase/protein kinase B signal transduction. Bases 37 to 1173 code for a protein of 378 amino acids.
UUCAACACUACUAUAUAACAAAUAAUUUGAGCUUUAAUGACAGACAAAAUAAAAGAGCUAGUUUCAAAAAAGAAAAGAAGGUUUAAACAGGAUGGAUACAACUUAGACUUAGCAUACAUAAAACCCAACAUUGUGGCCAUGGGGUUCCCUGCAAAUAACCUUGAAGGUUUCUACAGAAAUAACAUAGAGGACGUUCACAAGUUCUUUGAGGAAAAGCAUGCCAAUCAUUAUAAAAUCUAUAAUUUGUGUAAAGAAAGACAGAGAACUUACGAUAAUAAGAGGUUUCCAAAAGUAGCCCACUACCCGUUUGAGGAUCACAACGCGCCGCCAUUUCAGCUUAUAAAACCUUUCUGUGAGGAUGUAGCUAACUUCCUUGCGGAGGACGAGGAAAAUGUAGCUGUUAUCCAUUGUAAAGCUGGAAAGGGGCGAACAGGAGUUAUGAUAGUAUCUUAUCUUUUACAUGAAGGAAUAUACGAGACCGUCCAGCCUGCUCUACAAUUUUAUGGCGAAGCUAGAACCUUCGACAUGAAGGGCGUUACGAUUCCAUCACAGCGUCGAUAUGUCUACUAUUAUGGUGACUUGGUUAUGCGUGGACUUAAAUACGAAGCCAAGACGCUGUUAUUAACGAAGAUAAAACUUAUCAAGCUGCCUUACACGCAGGCUGGUUCAUUAAGUAUAACAUUCAGUUUAUCGAUUGGCUAUGUCAAAUCAUACUCCUCGCCCUACGAACAAGUCAGACGAGAUCUCGACUCUAAAGACCUGUUUCCAGCUAAGCCUAUACCUGUGUGCGGUGACAUGAAGAUUGAAAUAUUCACUAAACAGUUAACUAAAGAGCGGCUGUGUCAGUUCUGGCUCAACACGUUCUUCAUAGCACAGCGGACUAAAACAGGGGAGGAUGAGGACUGCGCCAUAUUUGGAGAAGAGAAACAGUACAUAGUUUCACUCUCCAAACCAGAGACAGACAAAAUUAACAAGGAUAAAAAGCAUAAAAUCGUUCCCAGGGACUUUAAGAUCGAGAUGUACUUUGAGGAAUGCAGCAAUAAGCCGCACCAUUCAGCGAGCACGAGCGAGCACGACAUCUCCCAGGACUCGGAUCCAGAGACUGACACCGACCUGGACUCGGACGAUGAAAAUGGUGCAGAGCACGAAAGGGGCGAACCAACAAUCGUGUAACAGUUACCAUGGUAACAGUUGCCCUCAUGUUUACCUCAGACAAGUAACUCAAACUCCCUGUUUCUAUCAGUUGCGCAACCCGUGGUCUUGUUCUGUAAUGCGUGCAGUGCUGCCCCAACUCUAGCAGUUACCAUGGUCACGGUAACCACGUGCUAAUUGUUUAUCCGCACCACGCAUCCAUCCUGUGCGACUCUGGAAAGUGUGUCUCAUUUUAAUAAGAAGGCUUCGUGAUCUUUUGUCCGCUUGCAACUGAGAGUAAAUAAUUUUAGGAUAUAGGUUCUUUUAUGUUGCGAAAAUUUAGGUUUAAGCAAGGUGUGAUAUGAGAAUUAAAUGACCAUAUAAGGUUAUGUUGUCAUGGAAAUACUACUAUUAUAUAAGGAUUGAUCUGAGAAAUCCUCUUCAAUAAUUUUUCAUUGCUCUAUUGGUGAAAAGAGUGUUGUGUUGAUUUACCUGCUUUUAAAAUGUCGGUACAGAAUUAUUGAUUUUUACGUGAUGUCUAGAGCUUAAAAACUAAUUCCUUUGAAGUGCUAUCAGUCGGUUUUUACGAUUUUUAUUUUUAUUUGUUGCUCAUCAAAUAAAACGAUGUUGUUCAAAUUGAUUUGUUUUGUAAUACGCUAUGUUAUUGUAUGAAUGCUCUUAAGGUGGUCCAGUGAAAUUCUCACCAGGAUUUCAUGCAAAACUUGCAGUUCUUUUACGUAUAUAUUGGGUUUAAAAACGAGCAGUGGGCGUCCUUUGUCAUUGUGCAUAACUGACUCCCUUAUAGAGAAAACCCCGUCGCUUAAAGUUAAAACACCUAUAGUGUAUGGUACUAUUUCAAGAUAUAUAAUAUACAUAUUAUAUAAUGUCAGUGUUCAUUUAAAGGAGAAUAUGAUAUCACGUGAUGACCACAUAAGGUAGUGACAGCCAAAUCAAGUACAAGUGUCAUAUUAUAUCAGUGAAGCCUCGCUACGGAGCUUGCGAGCAUUGUGAUAGGUGUAUAUAUAACAUAUAGCAGCAGCCACGCUCUCAUCAGUUGGAUUUAUGAGAUUAUUGUUAGAAGUAGUAAAGUGUGUCGUUUAGUAUUUGUUUCCAUGGUAUGAUAUGUAUGGUGUGUUGUAGUUACCAUGGUGACGAAUUGUGGUUGCCAUGGUAACGCGAGUAUUAGCCUCCUCUCUCUCCGAUUGUUAGAUACUACGAUUAUAUAUAAUUUGUUCUGUACAUAAUUUUAUACAAACUUA